AUCAUUAUUAUUUUCUUUUUCCAUUGUUCUUACAGUCACCAGUUUCACCUUUUUCUUUCUCCUUCCCUCUAACUCGCCCUGUCCUUUUCCUCCACUCUCUCUCUCUCCAUCGCUGAUAAUCAUAAUAGAGUACUGCUGGGGGCAAAAACAUAAUGGAGCAGGCCAUAAAAAGGACUGGGCGAGAGUCCUCAAGAGGGAACUAACUAGAUUCCAAACCCACAGACUGCAACCCAACACAGAGCUUUUCUCUUCGCUUUGGGUUGAUUCAAUCUCUUCAUCUCUCUUCUUCCUUCAUAUGUUCAUGCUCCACUCCUCUCCUCUCCUCCUUUCUUCCUGAAUAUGACUGGUGAGUGAGUGUGUCCUUCUGUUGUGCUUGGAGUGGCCGGAGAGAAUUUUACAGAGCUACCUAGCAAAAAGGGUCGGGAAAGUCAGGGAUAUAAAGUUCACUGCUUUUUUCCCCUCCUCUCUUUUCUUCUUCCUCCCGUCCCCUGCUGCUACUUCUGAGAGAAUGGAGUUCAUGGAGUUAUAGCAGCAGAAGCAGCAGUACCCAACAAAACCAAACAACAGGGUAGCAAAAUAUCAAAGACAAAUGGAUCUCUUCAAUUUCUGGCUGCUUUCUCAUUACCUGGUUGGGUAAAAUCAUGAAUGGUUUUGACUGUUAGCCUUCUUCUUCUUCUUCCGGUACACACCAUUAACAGCCAUCUGGCUCAGAAUCAUCAGAAAUCAUCAGUCCCUUUUUUUGGAAUGGCUAUGCUGCCUUGACUCGUUUCCAGAGUUUGCGAUCAGAGGGAUCAUAAGUGAAAAAACAGAGGGUGGAAGAGAGCUUGACGAUGGGGGAGUACAGUUCUUCAAGCAAGUCCAAUUCCAUUCCGCGGUUAUUCACUGCCUUCGCCUCCUUCAAGAAUGAAACCGUCGAAGCUGCGGCGAUGAUGAGCCCGACUUCCAUCCUAGAUAGCAAGUCCUUCUCCGGCCUCAAAAACCCAUUCUCCCCUGAACUCGCUUCUCCCGCCGCCGCCGACGCUCCCAAGCGGAGCCAGUACUGGGAAAACCUCGAUUCCCCUAAAAUCGGGCUCGGCUUAGUCGACGUUCUCUUCUCCGAUCAGAACAAGAAGAGCCCUCCAAACUCAUCAACAAAAUUACCCGCCGAUAGUCGAAUGGUUCUGUUCGGGUCCCAGCUCAAGAUCCAGAUCCCUUCUUCCUUGCUCUCCCUCCCGCCUUCUUCCCCAGCAGCAGGGUCUUCCCCCAGAUCUCCGGCCGAUUUCGGGAUCAAGACGAGGAACUCUCAAUUGGGCAGCUCUUUCUCCUCCUCCGGUCUAUCCCCAUCUCCCGUACUGAAAUCCACGAUGUUCGGGUCGGACAAUUCGGGUCUGGACGCUUCGCCGCCGCCGCGGGUCUUCACCGCCGGCGAAAUGGAGCUCUCCGAGGACUACACCUGCGUCAUCUCCCACGGCCCCAUCCCGAAAACCACUCACAUAUUCGACGAUUGCAUCGUCGACGCCUGCUGCGGCGUGUUUAGCCUCGAUCCCUCGGUCAAAGAAGCGUCCGACGAUUUCUACCCUUCUGAGAGCUUCUUAAGCUACUGCGACAAUUGCCGCAAGGAUCUCGGCCAGGGGAAAGACAUCUACAUGUACAGGGGAGAGAAGGCGUUCUGCAGCAGGGAGUGCAGGUACCAGGAGAUGCUGAUGGAAGGAGAUGAAAUGGAUCGUGAGGAAAUCUAUGGAAAUUGUUCCUGACAGUAGUAGUCAUUGGUUAGCUGUAGAAAGAAUCCAGUCAGUCUCUCUCUCUCCUGGCCUGGGAAUUAUGAGGGCAAAGAGGUCUCCGGCAUCCAAAGUGGAGACAGAUUGAUUGUUUUAAACAAUAUAAAGACGAUGAUCAAUGGCGAUAUGUUUAAUUAGAUAAUAUAGAUAUAUAAAUAUGGAGAACCAAAUUGUAUAUUUGGAUCUGUUUUUGCAGGAAGUUUCUUUUCCUUCGUGUAUUUCUCACUUUUUCUUCUUCGUCUUCUUCUUCUUUCUGCUGUAUGUCAUCAGUGGUUUUGGUUCCCCUUUUGAUGAAACGAACAGAGGGAAUCAACAGGGUAAUGGAGAAAAGAAAAAGAAAAGAAAAUGAAAUGGUGGGGGGAAGAAAAAUAAUUGUAGAAUUAAUUUUGGUGAAAUGAAAUGAAAUGAAAUGAAGGUUUGAAUAUUGAUCGUUUCUUUUGUUUGUUUCUGGAUUUCUGUUUUUUUGCUCGCAAAGUUGGUGCAAUAAUGAUGCAUGACGAUGGAUAUAAGC
Molecule: messenger RNA, 2268 nt
Organism: Linum tenue
Lineage: Eukaryota; Viridiplantae; Streptophyta; Magnoliopsida; Malpighiales; Linaceae
Source: the annotation of a GenBank genome assembly